Molecule: messenger RNA, 2198 nt
Organism: Pseudomyrmex gracilis
Lineage: Eukaryota; Metazoa; Arthropoda; Insecta; Hymenoptera; Formicidae
Gene: l(2)34Fd
Product: nucleolar protein 10
Exons: 11
Coding region: 103-2154 (683 amino acids)
Biological process (GO): maturation of SSU-rRNA from tricistronic rRNA transcript (SSU-rRNA, 5.8S rRNA, LSU-rRNA)
Cellular component (GO): nucleolus; 90S preribosome; small-subunit processome
Molecular function (GO): protein binding
Source: RefSeq, a predicted model, not a curated record
GAGUUUCACCACCUGAAUCCACAUGUGUUCCGGAAGUUCUGCAGUAUGUGUUUAGAAGUGUGUAAUUAGUAGGUUUUUAAUUUUGUCGCACGUACCGCAAAGAUGCAGGUUUCCGCCCCGAAUAAUAUAAAAAUUUAUAAUCUCAGCGCUGGAAAAUCUAUUCCCGAGUGGUUGUCUGAGAGAAAAAGAAGACGAUUAUCCAAGAAGAAUGUCGAUAUACGACGACGUAUCGAGCUUAUACAAGACUUUGACAUGCCUGGUGUGAGCACCUCCAUCAGAGUAUCCAGAGACGGGCAACAUAUACUGGCAACAGGAACUUACAAGCCGCGUGUAAAGUGUUUUGAUGUGAACAAUUUGUCAUUGAAAUUUGAGAGGUGCUUAGAUUCUGAAGUAGUUACUUUUGAAGUCCUGUCAGAUGAUUACAGCAAGUUACUAUUUUUACACUGUGAUCGCAAUGUUGAAUUUCAUGCUGCUUAUGGAAAAUAUUACAGAUUGAGAGUGCCAAAUUUUGGAAGAGAUUUGAAAUAUCAUUAUCCAUCAUGUGAUACUUUUAUUGUAGGUGAUAGCAAUCACAUAUACAGAAUAAAUCUUGAACGUGGUCAAUUUUUACAAUCGUUUGAAUCGGAAGCAUCGUCGAUAAACAAAUGUGAGAUAAAUCCGGUGCAUCACCUGCUCAUAGUCGGUACUCAAGAAGGAAAAGUUGAAGCCUGGGAUCCGAGAGCGAGAAGCAAAGUAGGCACGCUCGAUUGUGCUCUCAAUUGUAUUCAAAACAAUUUGGACGCUAUUUCUGCGGUCACCGCGUUGAAGUUUCAAGACGGUUUGCAUCUAGGAGUAGGCACAUCUACGGGACAAGUGCAGCUGUACGAUAUAAGAUCCAAUAAACCGUUUUACACGAAGGACCACAUGUACGGAUUGCCGAUCAAAUGCAUCGAUUUCCAUCAGAAAAUGGAUCUCGUUUACUCCAUGGACAGUUCCAUUGUAAAGAUAUGGGAAAAAGAUACCGGCAAACUUUAUACUUCGAUAGAAGCUCAGUACGACUUCAAUGAUUUGUGCGUCAUACCGAACACCGGCAUGCUGCUGAUGGCUAACGAAACCAAAAAGAUGCAAAGUUAUUACAUUCCCGGUCUCGGGCCCGCGCCCUACUGGUGCAGUUUUCUCGACAAUCUCACGGAAGAACUGGAAGAACUGAAUUACGACAUUAUCUACGACGAUUACAAAUUCGUGACCGAGAAAGAACUGGAGGAAUUGGAUCUUGCGCAUCUGAAGGGCACCAAUUUGCUCAGAGCUUACAUGCACGGUUACUUCAUGGACAUUCGACUUUACAGAAAAGCGAGAGACGUCAUGAAACCGUUCGAAUUCGAAGAAUACAAGAAGAGGAAGAUUCGCGAGAAGAUCCGAGAGGAAGCCGCCAGCAGAGUGCAGAUCCAGAAGUUGCCGAAUGUGAAUCAGGAGCUGGCGGCGAAGCUGAUGGAGAACAAAAACGCGAAGAACAAGAAGAAACAAGCGUCGUCGAAUCUGCUGAACGACGAGCGAUUCAAAGAUCUCUUCAGCAAUCCCGAUUUCCAGAUCGACAAGAAUUCCGAGGAGUACGCUCUGCUGAAUCCCGUUAUUUCUCAACUUAACAAGGAUAAGGCUAAGAAAUUGACACAAGAAGAAAAAGAAGAAGAAGCGCGAGACAAACUCGACGCGGAUGAACGAAAAGGCAAUAACAGUUCGGACGAGAGUUUGAUACGCGACAGUUCCGACGACGACAGCUCGGACGACGAGAAAUUGUGGGUCAGAGAAAUGCGCAAGAAUUAUCGAACGAUAAAACGCAACGAGAGAAUCAAGGAACAGGAGAACGAGGAGAAAAAUGAUCAUGUUUCCGAGAUAAACGAGCCGAAGUUGGAGGAAGCAACGAAAAAUGACGAAACGAAGUUCGUCUUCCAGGAAGGCGAGCCGGGGAAGAAAAAACAGAUCAAGACAACGUUCGAGGUGAGAUUGGCAAGGGAGAGGACGAACGACGUGAAGGUGUACGGAUCGCGCGGCAGCAGAGAGAUGACCUUCGUCGUUCGGAAGAAAAACCGACCCGCGGAGAGACAGAGACGUCACAGAAGGGAGUACAACGUGUUGCGACCUGUGGGAAACAUUUUCAAGAAGAGAAAAUUAAUUUAAAAAAAAAUCAGUUCAAACAAUUUGUUUUAUGCAAAAACAAAUGU